Molecule: messenger RNA, 497 nt
Organism: Dothidotthia symphoricarpi CBS 119687
Lineage: Eukaryota; Fungi; Ascomycota; Dothideomycetes; Pleosporales; Dothidotthiaceae
Exons: 1
Coding region: 162-434 (90 amino acids)
Source: RefSeq, a predicted model, not a curated record
UCGUCUCACUAACUCACUAUGCAAGGGUUAUUGUGCUAUUGUGUUACUCUCGAUCAUAUUGUGCUUCUCUUAAGUUCCAUACAUUAUCAACACAAACUCCAUGAAGUUGUAUCCUGCCCAUUUCAAAGACUCUGGCUCAAUCUACAGAUUACUACGUUGUGAUGAACAUAGGAAGAAGAUCACCAAAGCAAAGUUUCAGUAUCGCGCAGAAGGAAAAGAGAAUUUUCAAGAGUUUCUACAUUUUGGUGGUAAACAUACUACUAGAGCUAUUGCAGCAGACAUUCAGGUUUUUAGACAUGGUCAUUGAGACAAUUCUAAAAAGAGAUGGUUUUGAUGUAAGGAAGGCGAGACACAUGACGCCACUCGCUAUUGUUUCGAGUAGAUCCCAGGAAAAGUCCGGUGUUGGAAAAGAAGAGGACAGAGCCAGGGAAUAGUAACUUUAUACGCAUCCUUUUCGGCCAAGUUUGAAAAGAUGGUUUACACAUAGAUCAUAGGUA